Contarinia nasturtii (swede midge) is the source of this 1207-nucleotide messenger RNA. RefSeq lists its product as uncharacterized. The transcript is spliced from 7 exons. Lineage: Eukaryota; Metazoa; Arthropoda; Insecta; Diptera; Cecidomyiidae. Bases 1 to 1002 code for a protein of 333 amino acids. The record is from RefSeq and is a predicted model, not a curated record.
AUGAAACUUGUUUGUUUUCUUGUUGUUGUGUUUAUUUGCGAAGAAGUUGUAGGACGCGAUACUGUCGCCAGUACAUUCAAAGCGAUAGUGGAUGAUCUAACUAAAAAGCAUGAGCAAAAAUUGCUGGAUGUAAAGAGUCCAAAUAAAGAUCCAAAUGAAAGCUUCAAACAAACGGCAUCGACGUAUGCUCAAUUUUUCGCAGAUUUUUUAAAAAACUUUAAUGGGAGUCGUGAAAUAAUACAUGAACAAUUUAAAAACCUUAACGCAGAGACAUGGAAGGGUCACUACACCACAAUGAUGUAUUUGAACGACGAAUGGAGGGAAAAAAUAUCGCUUAAGAAAACCACAUUUCGGGAGACUUACAAUGAUCUAAUCAACCAAAAAAAUUUAAAAAACAUACAAGAUAAUUAUACGUCUUUACUCAGUUGGUGUUCGUAUUUGUAUAAUGCAGUGGCACAGAAGCAAUUUACGUAUAUUGAAAAAGUACGUGAUCUUUACUUUGAGAGUCUUCUAAUACUGGGUGAUUUGAAUAAUCAUAAUUCAAGGAAGUACGAGAUUUUAUUCAUUUACCUUUUUAAUGAAUUGAAACAAUUCAACGGCGCCAACAUCAUUUGGAAGAAUGGGUUCAUUUUAAAUGCAUAUGAGAGUUUGGUGUACAAACACAUUAAACACAGAGGGCCACAAAAUGACAAUCUAUCAACCUACGUCAAAGAUAAACUAGAUGCGAUUCAAAAUUUGAUGAGUGGCGAAACCCAAGCACUUAAAGAUGCACAAUUCAACAUUGUGUCGAAUGAAUUCAUAAAUAUGUACCAUUAUAUUCUUCUCGCGGCACCCAAAGACUACAGUGAUGAUGCAAUUAAUAAACAAUUUUCCGAGUUUUUGAAAACCUAUCGCAAUACCAAAAGUACCGAUGCAAAUUACGACAUCGUUAAGAGCGGACACGCAACUUUAUUGAAAAUCUACGCCAAUAAUAGGAGGAAAUUAAGCCUUAGUCGUUUAUAAGCAUAAGUGGAUCUUUCAUGAAACACCCAUUAAUAUUUUGAUUUCAUGGCCUUUCGAGGCCCCGAAGAAAAAUUACAGUAUUUCUGGAGUGAUUACAAUAGUUAACACAAUGUGCGAAAAAAUAUUGAAUAAAUCAUUAGUUUUUCUCCUGUUUUCUCCAACAAAAAAUAUGAUAAUAGAAAAUAUGAAGAAGAAAAAAAACAAU